This is a messenger RNA of Aureobasidium subglaciale EXF-2481, 1737 nucleotides long. RefSeq lists its product as uncharacterized. Lineage: Eukaryota; Fungi; Ascomycota; Dothideomycetes; Dothideales; Saccotheciaceae. The record is from RefSeq and is a predicted model, not a curated record. The transcript has a single exon. Bases 1 to 1737 code for a protein of 578 amino acids.
AUGACACAAGCCCACUGGCUCGAUCAAUACGCCUCAAGCUAUCAUGAAUGGCACGAGGCACAGGACAAAGGAAGACAUUGCUUUUACCGACCCCUAGGAACUGUGGAGACAGCAUUUGACUCUGAUGGUAUCUAUUACCAGGGUCGUGCAGAUGUUAACGCCUUUCUCGAACUCGAGGUCAAACACCAUCUGUCAAAGGACCAACUCCAGAGGAGAAUCACACUAGCAUGGGCAGUCCUCAGGCUAUACCACGUUCUUUUGCUAGCGCGCGCCGUGGACAAAAAGCCAUACAUGACUGCUGGGAACGUUGCCCAGCGGCGCUUCUUCCUGAUAUGUCCCCCUGUGGGACCUGAGGAUGCAAUCUCGGAUGCGACCAAGUCGUUGGCUUUCAUUGAGCAGCCGCUGGAUGAUCGUGAGCUUCCUUCUCAAUUCUAUCGUCAUGCCCAGAAUACAGGUCGCGUGGUAAACGCUGAUGAGUAUCUCGCCAAACUAUUCAUCUUUCCAGUCGACGCCACCGUGGGGACCAAGACCAGCUUGAAGUUCCUGUUUGUCAAGGGCCACCAGAUUACAGACGGCCUGACCAAUUUCACAUGGUUGAGUCAUUUCGUCAAGCUCCUGAAUUCACCAGUGAUAACUCUGGAAGAAGCUGUCAGUAGUCUCUCACAACGAACUUCGAUCCAGACUCGACUGCCACUGCCGCAAGAGGACUUGUAUCCUCGAAUCACCGGCCCAAGGGCGAGAAAACGCUGGUUCUGGCUCUUGACGGUUGUACUGCGACAUGUGAAGAAACCUUUGCCGUCGGCAUUUGCAAAUCCGUUGCGCCGAACCCGGCCUCUCAAGGAAGCAACUGCAAUGCCUCCGAUUCAUGCCAGAUACUUGAACUACGAUGUCAAGCCCCCGUUGAAUACCUUCACAUGUAUGGCCAAAGUUCCACAGUCUGCCACCAAAAGGCUUCACAAACUGUGUCGCGAAGCGGGUACGAGCAUUGGUGCAGGUGCUUUCGUUCUUGUAGCCAUGGUCAUGAUGUCUCUACACGAAGAUCUUUACCCUGACGAAGCUCAAGAAUCGCGUCGCCCGUUCAUCGGUAGCUUCCCCAUCAAUCCCCGACCAUUCUUUAAGCAUCACGAAGCGCCUAACUCAAUGAUGCUCGCAUUCUCGGACGGUGUAUUGCUUCCAUUCCUACCUUCAUCACUCGAUCUUGAGUCUCGCUUCAAGCUGCUUGUCAAACAAGCACAUCGACAGCUCUCUUUGUAUCAAAAACGUGCAAAAGUUGAAGAGACUGAUGCACCUGCCUACAUGGGUAGUAGAGGGGCAGGCCGUGUAGUCGCAAUGAAUUAUGUUGGUGCUAUGGAAAGACUCCGAGCAAAGCUUCCUGAAGAGUUUCGGAGCAGCUUGGGAAACCACAGCCCUCAGGGAGAUCUCACUGCAGCGCAGAAUGGUAGCAUGGCCACAUGUGGAGUAAGUUCGGUAGGACGGUCUGCAUGGCGAAAGGGAGAAUAUGAUGUCGAUCGAGAGCUCGAUGAAGGUGAAGAUGCUUUCGUGGCAGAUUAUCGAUUCAGCAAACAAAACGUUCGUGCCCGAGAUGGCGAGUUUCUCGUCGGAGUAUGGGGCGACGAUGAUGGUAUCGCUGCAAACGUUUCCUAUGACGGCAAUGCUAUUGACGAAGAUCUGGUGAGAGAAUGGCAACGCAGAAUGGAAUCUCUCCUGGCAGAAACGGAGUCGAAAGCCAGACUUUGA